Molecule: messenger RNA, 958 nt
Organism: Bicyclus anynana (squinting bush brown)
Lineage: Eukaryota; Metazoa; Arthropoda; Insecta; Lepidoptera; Nymphalidae
Exons: 6
Coding region: 122-958 (278 amino acids)
Biological process (GO): cilium assembly
Cellular component (GO): motile cilium
Source: RefSeq, a predicted model, not a curated record
CAAAUUAAUUUUACAAAUAUUAACCCGGUUCCACAUUUAUUGCGGGUUUCCACGGAUAUCGCUCAUUUUGCUAAGCUACGCUAUCUAUUUAAUUAUUGUACUGCUUUACUGUUAACUUGUGAUGUCGAAAUUGGAGGAAGACAAAGGUAUUGUUUACUGCAAUCGCGUGCGCCUCGGGAAUUGGUACGAAGCUUCUAAACUUGAAGAAUAUAAAUUAAAUAUGUUCCUUGAACAAAUGAAAAAGGGUGAUUUGAUGUUGGCCAGAUUUAGGAAGAUGAGCGACAAUCUGAACAAGCCAACGGUAUUGACUCCCUCGUCAGGUUCUACCAGCUUCGGUGCCAAGAUUGCUCUGCUAGCACCUUACGUGCCAGCAUCGGAUCCACCAUCUGAGGAUAAAAAAGGUUUACUUCUAGGCGGUCGUAUAUCAUCAAACGAGAUCGUCUACUCGCAAGAUUUAGAAGACGGCUGCUCUAUAGUUGGUCUUGCAGAGCUAGAGCCUGCUCAGAAAAACACUUUCGUAAUAAAAAGCGCUGACUAUUGCGACCGUGAGGGCGAAACACUGAAAUACAACCAAGAAUUUCUACUCUCACUUUCUUCUUCUAUUGAAAAGAAUAAGCCACUUUACGUAAGAUAUGAUCCGAACCCUAUACCCGGGCUGAACGGCAUGUUCCCACUCGUUCUCAGCAAACAUCCCGUGUCAAACACUAGAUGGCGCAUCCUGCCUGUUCAGGGACCGAAUACUACGAGAUUCGAGCAGGAGGGAAAACCUGUGAACGUGAACACGGAUAUUGUAGUUAACCAUUGUGCCACAAAUGUGAAUUUAGGCAUUAACGUAGGAUGCUGGUCUAUGGGAUUUUAUGGAAAAGUGUGUGCCCCACUGAUGAAGACAUGCUUAGAUGUUUAUGGAAAAGAAUUACCAAAUAAUGUGUGGCAAAUAUACCUACCUAUAGCUAGUUAG